Sciurus carolinensis (gray squirrel) is the source of this 2666-nucleotide messenger RNA. RefSeq names its product kirre like nephrin family adhesion molecule 2 (gene Kirrel2). The record is from RefSeq and is a predicted model, not a curated record. Bases 39 to 2144 code for a protein of 701 amino acids. The transcript has 15 exons. Gene Ontology annotation, cellular component: cell-cell junction. Gene Ontology annotation, molecular function: cell adhesion molecule binding. NCBI's taxonomy places the organism in Eukaryota, Metazoa, Chordata, Mammalia, Rodentia, Sciuridae. Gene Ontology annotation, biological process: cell-cell adhesion.
CAAGUCUUGUGGACCUUGGGAGGAGACACACACUCAGGAUGCUGGUCCCCGCCCUCCUCGUCCUCCUCUUCUGCUUUAGAGGGCGCGCAGACCGGUCGCCCCAUUUUCUGCAACAGCCUGAGGACCUGGUGGUGCUGCUGGGGGAGGAAGCCCGGUUACCCUGUGUUCUGGGCGCAUACAGGGGUCUCGUUCAGUGGACUAAGGAUGGGCUGGCUCUAGGAGGAGAAAGGGACCUGCCAGGGUGGUCCCGGUACUGGAUAUCAGGGAAUGCAGUCAGUGGCCAACAUGACCUCCACAUUAGGCCUGUGGAGCUAGAGGAUGAAGCAUCGUAUGAAUGUCAGGCUACUCAAGCAGGUCUCCGAUCACGACCAGCCCAAUUGCACAUACUAGUGCCCCCUGAAGCCCCCCAGGUGCUGGGCGGCCCCUCUGUGUCUCUGGUUGUUGGAGUUCCUGCAAAUCUGACUUGUCAGAGCCGAGGAGAUGCCCGCCCUAUCCCUGAGCUGCUGUGGUUCCGGGAUGGUGUCCGACUGGAUGGGACCACCUUCCACCAGAACCUGCUGAAGGAAGGAACCACUGGGUCAGUGGAGAGCACCUUAUUCUUCACCCCUUCCAGCCAUGAUGAUGGAGCCACCUUAGUCUGCCGAGCCCGGAGUCAGGCCUUGCCCACAGGGAGGGACACAGCUAUCACACUGAGCCUGCAGUACCCCCCAGUGGUGACUCUGUCUGCUGAGCCACAGACCGUGCCGGAGGGAGAGAAGGUCACUUUCCUGUGUCAGGCCACAGCCCAACCUCCUGUCACCGGCUACAGGUGGGCAAAGGGAGGCUCUCCAGUGCUUGGGGCCCGCGGACCAAGGUUGGAGGUCGUGGCAGACGCCUCGUUCCUGACCGAGCCGGUGUCCUGCGAGGUCAGCAACGCCGUGGGUAGCGCCAACCGCAGCACCGCGCUGGACGUGCUGUUUGGACCGAUUCUGCUGGCAAAGCCGGAGCCCAUGUCCGUGGACGUGGGAGAAGACGCUUCCUUCAGCUGUGCCUGGCGCGGGAACCCCCUCCCACGGGUAACCUGGACCCGCCACGGUGGCACUCAGGUGCUGAGCUCAGGGCCCACUUUGCGUCUUCAGUCGGUGGGCCCGGAGGAUGCAGGCAACUACGUGUGCCGGGCUGAGCCGGGGCUUUUGGGCCUGGGGGGCGGCACGGCGGAGGCUAGGUUGACGGUGAAUGCUCCCCCGGUAGUGACCGCCCUGCACUCUGCGCCCGCCUUCCUGAGGGGCCCCGCUCGCCUCCAGUGUCUAGUGUUUUCCUCCCCAGCCCCAGAAGCUGUGGUCUGGUCUUGGGAUGAAGGCUUCCUGGAGGCAGGGUCAAGAGGUAGAUUCCUAGUGGAGACAUUCCCAGCCCCAGAGGGCCAAGGGGGAAAGGGUCCAGGCUUGAUCUCUGUACUACACAUUUCCGGAACCCAGGAGUCCGACUUUAGCAGUGGCUUCAACUGCAGUGCCCGGAACCGGCUGGGUGAGGGAGGCACCCAGAUCCACCUGGGCCGUAGAGACUUACUGCCCACUGUGCCGAUGGUGGCUGGGGUAGCUGCUGCAGCCACAACUAUCCUUAUGGCCAUUACUGUGGUGGCCCUCUGCUGCUGGCGCCACACCUCUUUCUCCAAGCAAAAGAACUUGGUGCGAAUCCCAGGAAGUAGCGAUGGCUCCAGUUCAAGAGGUCCUGAGGAGGAAGAGACAGGCAGUGGCGAGGAACGGGGCCCCAUUGUGCAUACAGACCAUAGUGACCUGGUUCUGGAUGAGGAAGGGGCUCUGGAGACUAAGGACCCAACCAAUGGUUACUACAAAGUGCGAGGGGUCAGUGUGAGCCUGAGCCUUGGUGAAGCUCCAGGAGGAGGCCUCUUCCUACCACCCUCCUCCCCACUUGGACUUCCAGGGACCCCUACCUUCUAUGACUUCAACCCACACCUGGACAUGGUCCCCCCCUGCAGACUGUAUAGAGCCCGGGCAGGUUAUCUCACCACACCUCAUCCUCGAGCUUUUGCCAACUACAUAAAACCCACAUCCUUUGGACCCCCAGAUCUGGCCUCUGGGACUCCCCCUUUCCCAUAUGCUGCCUUCCCCAUGCCAAGCCACCCACGUCUCCAGACUCAUGUGUGACAUCUCCAACUGAAGAGCCCUGGGAUUUUCAACUUGCCAUAAUUGGUUGUCCUGAUUUCUGAGGGACCAGAACUAGAUGACAACCUUAUUCCUCCAAAAUUGAACAUUGAGGGAGGGAAGAAUCAUUACAAUUAUCAGGAUCAUUGAUACAGAGUCAACUCAGGGAAAGCAAAUGCCCCAAGUGGAAGCAUUAUGGCCACUGUGCCCACCUAUUCUUCUGUGUAAAAGACAUUCAAGGCUUUAGGGAUGGAACUCAGUGGUAGAGCAAUUGCCUAGCCUGAAAGAGGUCCUGGGUUCAAUCCCUAGUAUCACACACACACACAAAAGAUAUUCAAGAUGUAGGACAUGGGGGAUGAAAGUUAGGGGCAGGAAUGGAAGUCAUUUCUAGCUACUGAGGAAAGAUAUUUCAAGAUGACCACUUCCAUUGAGAAGAAAGAUAGUACAAGGCGGAUCAAUAUGGAAGGCAUAAGCCAGGCAUGGUGGCACAUGCUUGUAAUUCCAGCCACCUCUGAGACUUAGUGA